UACUCGAUGGGUGAUAUGAACAUUCAUCUUCCUUGUAAAAAGUAUACGGCUAGAAAAAACAUUGAUAGCUGCAGCAUAAUACCGUAGCAAUGGAAACGCAUGCCGAUCACUCUCUGCUUCUCCUUUGUGCUCUGGUUUUGUUGCUUGUGCAGUCGACGCGAUUAGUUGAAGCCAAAACGGGGCGCCCUCUCGCUGUUCUCAAGCACAAUCACGGCAAGUUCCUCCCAGGCGUAUGGAACUCUGCACAUGCCACAUUCUAUGGAGGCUCUGAUGGCUCUGACACCACAGCUGGAGCAUGCGGAUAUGAUGACACAGUGAAGCUGGGCUACGGCCUACAAACAGCAGCGGUAAGCACAAGUGUGUUCAACGGUGGGAGUGCUUGUGGUGCAUGCUUCGAGUUAAGGUGCGAUAAAGGCAGCAUCAGCGUCAACAACAACAUCGAAGAGUGGUGCAAGGGUGAGGGGUCGAUUUUUGUGACAGCCACCAACGUAUGCCCACCAAACUAUGCACUAUCGAGUGAUAAUGGCGGAUGGUGCAAUCCUCCCCGUGUUCAUUUUGAUCUCACCAUGCCCGCCUUCCUUCAAAUUGCUCAGUAUAAGGCAGGCAUUGUUCCCGUCACCUACCGCAGGGUUCCAUGUAGGAAGCAAGGCGGCAUUAGGUUCACGAUCAAGGGAAACCGAUACUUCAACCUAAUUCUUGUAUGGAAUGUGGCCGGAGCCGGAGAUGUAACAAGCGUGCAAGUUAGAGGGAAUAAACUUCUCCCUUGGAUUUCGAUGAAACGAAACUGGGGUCAGCAUUGGCAAACUGAUAAAGACUUGACGGGGCAAUCUCUUUCUUUCAGAGUCAUGACGAGCGACAGACGUAGGUGCACUUCCUGGCGAGUCACCCCUCGGAAUUGGGAGUUUGGUCAGACUUAUGAGGGCAAAAAUUUUAGAUUUUGAUUGUGUACUUUGUUCAUGUUCUUCAUAUCUCUGCUCUAUUUCCUUAGCGUGAGAUAUUGUGUAUGUCAAUAGCGACAAUUACAAUGUGCAAAAAAAAAAUGA
Molecule: messenger RNA, 1043 nt
Organism: Asparagus officinalis (garden asparagus)
Lineage: Eukaryota; Viridiplantae; Streptophyta; Magnoliopsida; Asparagales; Asparagaceae
Product: expansin-A4-like
Exons: 3
Coding region: 90-941 (283 amino acids)
Biological process (GO): plant-type cell wall organization
Cellular component (GO): extracellular region
Source: RefSeq, a predicted model, not a curated record